Nymphaea colorata (pocket water lily) is the source of this 2510-nucleotide messenger RNA. RefSeq names its product protein NRT1/ PTR FAMILY 6.1. Gene Ontology annotation, biological process: oligopeptide transport; transmembrane transport. NCBI's taxonomy places the organism in Eukaryota, Viridiplantae, Streptophyta, Magnoliopsida, Nymphaeales, Nymphaeaceae. Gene Ontology annotation, cellular component: membrane. The transcript has 4 exons. The coding region runs from base 405 to 2303 and encodes 632 amino acids. Gene Ontology annotation, molecular function: transmembrane transporter activity. The record is from RefSeq and is a predicted model, not a curated record.
GUGCUUCUUCCCUUCCACCGGCCAUCACGGUGAAGUCUCUCUCUCUCUCUCUCUCUCUCUCUCUCUCUCUUGUGUCUCACUCUGUGGCAGAGCAGAGAACAAUCGACACGAAUUCCCGACUGCCCAUCAACACAAAAAAUCACAGUUUCCAAUUUUCACUUCAGAGGAAAAGAGAGAGAGAGAGAGAGAGAUUACAUCGACGUCUUCGGCUGCAGCUGAGAAGCAUUCAAUGCCAUUCAUUUCGGUCGCUCUCGCGGUUGUGAUACAUUUCCGAGUUGGUUGAACUCUUAAUUUGGUGUAUUCUCUCGGUCUCUUUUUCGCAUUUUGCUUAUAGUACCGAGAAGGGAGAGAGGGAGAGGAAGCUGAAGUUUUAAGAGGCGGCUCUGUCUGUGUUCUGGUUGAGGAUGGGGAGCAUGGAAUUGGGUGGCUCGUCUUCUCCCAGUUCCAAGCCCGAACCGGCUCUUCCGGCGACCACGCCGGAAACGGAGGAAGAGAGGAGGAAGAAGCUCGAGAGGUACUUCGCGGAGAGCGAUCAAAGGACCUUCGGAGGUGGGUCAGUCGGGGGGACGACGCCGGUGGACGUCCACGGCAGGCCAAUCGCGGACCUGUCCAAGACCGGCGGGUGGAUUGCCGCGUUCUUCAUCUUUGGUAACGAGAUGACGGAGAGGAUGGCGUACUUUGGUCUGGCGGUGAACGUGGUGCUCUUCCUAUUCAAGGUGAUGCACCAGCCGUUCACGACCUCGGCGAACGUCGUGAACAACUUUCUGGGAAUCUCCCAGGCUUCGUCGCUCAUCGGCGGGUUCAUCGCCGACGCGUACCUCGGCCGAUAUUGGACGAUCGCCAUCUUCACCACUUUAUAUCUCACUGGCCUGACUGCAAUAACUUUAUGUGCCACAAUGCCCGUAUUUACACCUAGCGAGACUCACUGCGAUCAGCUGUCACUGCUUUUAGGCGUCUGUGAAUCUCCAAAACGCUGGCAGCUUGUUUAUCUUUACACAGUCUUGUACAUAACUGCCUUUGGUGCAGCUGGAAUAAGACCAUGUGUUUCGUCAUUUGGAGCUGAUCAGUUUGAUGAAAGGAGUAAGAACUACAAAAGGCACCUGGAUCGAUUCUUCAACUUCUUCUACCUUUCUGUAACAUUUGGAGCUGUAGCUGCAUUUACAUUGGUUGUCUACAUUCAAAUGCACCAUGGCUGGGGAGCUGCAUUUGGUGUGCUUGCAAUAGCUAUGGGAAUUUCAAAUGUGGUUUUUUUCAUAGGCACACCUCUAUACAGACAUAGAGUACCAGGAGGAAGCCCUUUGACACGUGUUGCGCAAGUGUUAGUGGCUGCCUUUCACAAGAGAAAUGUACCAUUCUCCAACAGCGAAUUGGUUGGUCUAUAUGAAGUUACUGGUAAUCAUUCUGCUGUCAAGGGAAGUUCCAAAAUAGCUCAUACUGAUGACUUCAGGUUUCUGGACAAGGCAGCUCUCAAGACAAAGGAAGAUGGGAAAGAUCCAAAUCCUUGGAGGCUCUGCACUGUUACUCAAGUAGAAGAGGUUAAGAUACUAAUUAAGAUCCUCCCAGUACCAUCCUGCACCAUAAUGCUCGGUGCUGUCCUAACAGAGUUCCUCACCUUGUCAGUCCAGCAAGCAUACACAAUGAAUACUUACUUGGGAAGUCUGAAGCUUCCAGUCACUUGCAUGCCUGUUUUUCCUGGUUUAAGCAUCUUUGCUCUUCUAUCUCUUUACUACACAGCCAUUGUUCCGAUGUGCCGCAGAAUCACAGGUCAUCCUCGAGGGCUUUCACAGCUCCAAAGGGUUGGAAUAGGUCUGGUGCUCUCAAUCCUGUCUGUGUUAUGGGCUGGAAUUUUCGAGAGGUACAGGAGGAACUAUGCAGUCGAGCACGGAUUCGAGUUCAAUUUCUUGAAACCGAUGCCUCAUAUGAGUGCAUAUUGGUUGUUGAUCCAAUAUUGCCUUAUAGGCUUAGCUGAAGUGUUUUGCAUUGUUGGGCUGCUUGAAUUUCUCUACCAGGAGGCCCCUGAUGCCAUGAGAAGCAUCGCUUCUGCAUAUGCAGCUGUAGCUGGGGGCUUAGGCUGUUUUGUAGCCACUAUAAUAAACAACAUUGUUGAAGCUGUUUCUCCAAAGCUGGGAUCCUCUCAAUGGCUAAGUCGAAAUAUAAACUUGGGAAGGUUCGACUACUUUUACUGGUUGCUUACUGUUCUUAGCCUGAUUAAUUUUGGUGUUUUCCUAUAUGCGGCCAAGAAAUACAAAUACAGAUACCGGCCGGAGCUGGAGUCAGAAAAAUUUGAAGUGAAUGGGCAGUAGAAGGUCCUGAAAAUGUUACGUGGGAGCAUACUAGAUGACGGUCAUCUGUAGAUGACAACAGGUAGGCGUUUGAUCGUUUUAAUGGUGCUGGUCAUUUGGGUGUGGAAGGUCGAAUUUGGUGUCGUAUGUAAAUCUCCAAAGAGCAUAUGCUGUAUCUCCCAGUAAGAAGGCUAAUGCAAUUGAUUUAUUUGAAGCAUAUUUUUAUAA